UUCAUUGCUCUCUUAUUUCUAGAACAAACCAGAGGAGUGGAGAGGAGUGUGUGUCACCAACUCUGUCUCUGUCUCUGUGUGUAGCUUUCAAGCUUAGCUAUCACAACCCACUUCACCCUUCACUAGUGCUUCUAAUCCAAACCACUAUCAAUCUUUCCUCAAACUCCACUCUGUUUCAUUCUUCUAAACCAAACCAUCAAUCUCCAUUCAAUCCAUCCCAUAAUUCUGUUUUGGAAUAAGUCUUCAUCUUUAUCUCUCUUCAGGUUGCUUUCAUUGCCUACGGGGUGGGUUCCUAUUAAUAAUUCAAUUCAAACCCAAUACAAUACUCAUCACCCAAGUUUCCAAGGUACAUGCUAGCACUAUAAAUCUUUUCUAUCCUUUCUGUAAGCAUCUGUUACGCAAUGGAGGCUGAAAAGGGGGUUUCUUUGGAGGAUGAGAGUUGUGUUAUUGAGAAAAAACAUGUGGAAGAAUCAGUUGAGCAUUUGAACAAAGAGGGUGAGAAUGUUAGUGACUGUGCAGUUCCCACUAUUAAUGGAAUAUCUGAACCAAUAAAGAAAGCUGAAGGCUUAAAUUCUUCUGGAGUGGUAGUUAAAGCCUCUGCAGCUGUAUCUACAAGUAAAAACUUAAAAUCCAUAAAGGAAACGAGAACUCUGAAUAGUGGUUCACCAAAGAACAAUAAACUAGCCAAGGAUCAUAAAGCUAGUUUGAAAGCCACAAGUCCUUUUUCUCGUAACCAGAGGUUGCUUACUCAGAGUCUCUCCUUCCCCUCAAGAGGAGUAUGCUCUGAUGUUCUAAACAAGAGCAUUGAGGUCUACCCAGUGAAAAAAGAAGUGAAACAUGCUCAAAGAAAUGGGACUAGAUCCCAGGCCUCCGGUGGACCAGCCACUUCAACUUCACGUCUGACUCAUCCAAACAGGCCUGCAUCCAUUGGACUCCACUCAAAGGAAGCUAAUACAAUUGGUGGAACUUCUGGUCGGCAGACUUCUUUAGCAUCCAUGCCUAGCAUUAGAUGCUCUGUGCCUGGGAAGUCUCGUACUGUGAGUGCAACUGCUACCUGUCCUCCAACUGAGGCACCCCCAUCAGUUGAUCAAAAUCCAACUCCUGUGAAAGCAGCACUACCAGUGAAAGAGGAUGAUGAUGUUAAUUCCACUACUUCAAGUGCUACUCCUUGUGGGACUCCUAGUGAGCGGAGGAGCAGUGGUUCAGGAUUUUCCUUCAGGUUGAAUGAACGAGCUGAGAAACGAAAGGAGUUCUUUUCAAAGCUAGAAGAGAAGAUUCAGGCAAGAGAAGUAGAAAGAAAUAGCUUGCAAGAAAAAUCAAAGGAAAACCAGGAGGCGGAGAUCAAGCAACUGAGAAAAAGCCUGACAUUUAAAGCUACACCCAUGCCAAGUUUCUAUAAAGAGCCACCUCCAAAAAUUGAAAUAAAGAAGAUACCAACUACACGUGCAAAAUCUCCAAAGCUUGGAAGGCAGAAGAGCACUUUGAAUGCGAGAAACAAUUCCUUAGAAGGUGAUGGACCUUGUCUCGGCCCAAGUCUCAGCCUAUCUCCGAAGCUUGAGAAGAACAAGAAUUCCAUUGCUGCAAACAACUCUUCAGAAGGUGGUGGCUCUUGUCUUAGCCCACGUCUUAACAGAGGACAGAACAAUUCAACUAAGGGAUUUCAGGCAAAAUCUGAUAAAGAUGCUGCUUCAAAGAAACCAAUUAGAAAGUCCCAAUCCAGGCUUCAACCUCAGGAACUUGCAGUCACUAAAACUGAAGGAAAGCCUGCCAACUCUAAACCUGAGGCCCCAGGAGAAGACACCAAAAACCAGGCUCUGCAUGUUUCAGAAUGCAAAGAUAAGAUGGACUCGGAAUCUGCAGUGGAUACCUCUCAGAACAAUGCACUGGUUUUGAAUUCACCUGCCACUGAGAUUAUGCCUCAUGAAGUUUCUGUUGGAGGUUAAGGAUGCAAUACUUGGACCGUGUGUUUAUAAAUUAUAGGUAUACAAUUUUUAAGUUUAAUUGGACUUGUGAAUCAAAGGAAAAAAGAUGUGUGUUGUGAUUAAAUCUUGUAUGUUAAAUAUUGUUCUCUACAGCUUAAUGUAGUUAUGCCUUUCUAUUUUCUUAUUUUUUA
Messenger RNA from Quercus lobata, 2113 nucleotides. Its product is annotated as TPX2 (targeting protein for Xklp2) protein family. The record is from RefSeq and is a predicted model, not a curated record. The coding region runs from base 402 to 1943 and encodes 513 amino acids. Gene Ontology annotation, molecular function: microtubule binding. Lineage: Eukaryota; Viridiplantae; Streptophyta; Magnoliopsida; Fagales; Fagaceae. The transcript has 9 exons.